AUGGCCUUCAUAUCAGAGGGGACAGGCAUAUAUGUUUUUGAGUUUUUGUUAAGCCUCAAGAAGGAAGAGGCUGAAAUUCAAGUAUUAGGGAAGCAUAAUAAAGGAUGUCACUGCAAGAAAUCAGGUUGCCUUAAGAAAUAUUGUGAGUGCUUCCAAGCUAAUGUCCUCUGCUCUGAAAAUUGUAAAUGCAUGGACUGCAAGAAUUUUGAAGGAAGUGAAGAAAGAAGUGCUCUUGAUCCAAUUAACCUCAAACAGGAAAUAUUUUCUGGCAAAGCUGCCAUAGAUCAAACUGUUUUGACCGCUCCAUUUCAACAGGAAAAUGAUCCAGUGGUUGCGACACCUGCUCCGUUUGCGUCUGUUGCGUCUGACAUUGGCCAUGCAACAAAUCCAGGGUCUUCAAGAUCAACAUACAGGUCACCAUUGGCGGAUGCCCUCAUGCCAGAGGAUGUGAAAUAUCUCUGUUCACUUUUUGUUGUUCUAUCAGGAGUAGCCGCAAAGACAUAUGCAGAGUCAGGAGGCAGGGUAGACCAGCAAACGGAGAUCAAGAAAUUUGAAGCUUCUGUUGCUUCAUCAGCUGAAUUACUGCAAGAUAAUGAAGAAGUCCACAAGCCUGUUUUGAUGAUCAUGCAGAGAAAAAUGGAGCAGAGAGAAGUGGAACUAUUGAUUCUGGAUCAGAUGGAGUUGAUAUACAGAACUACGGGAGGCCAUUGUCACCAGGAACGCUAGCAUUGAUGUGUGAUGAACAGGAUGAGAUGUUUCUUUCCGAUAGUUCUGCCAAUGACUUGGUUUGCAAUGAUCAAAAAAUGAUUCAGAAGUCAUCAAAUUCUGAUGUUUACAUGCAUAUUUACGGAGAGCAGGAACGGCUUGUGCUCACCAGGUUUUGGGACGUUCUCCGUGGACUCGUCACUCGUGGAAGCAUAAAAGAAGCGAUGUGCUCUUCAUUAGCCAAGCAAGAGGAGGAAAGCAAACAAGAAGCAGCUGAUAAUGGCAAUCAUGGAAUUGAAACUGAUUUAAGAAGUGAAAGAGAAAGGAACUUCACAGGCACUGCAAUGGCAUAGCAAAAUCCCACAUCCCAUUAGCCACUGAAGUAUCUGUGACAAGCAGCGCAAUGCCUAACGGCCACGAUAAUGAUGAUCUGUCAUUGAGGAUAGGUCUGCCGACGGGAAUUGCUGGGUUGAUAUAGUCUCUUGCAUUGCAAAAUACUUUUGAUUAGUAAAGAACAUGAUUUUUUGGGUGUUGAACAGCCAGGAAAAUGUGCUGGUGACGUGCAUAUAUUGUUAGCUAUAGGUCAGGUUCCCAGCUAAGAUUUGGGAAUAACUAUAACUGGAAUAUCUUCUUUCAUAGCAUCGAUGUCUAAAUCCAAGUCUCAGUCAGUCAGUUCCUUGCUUAAUCUGACGUUUCUACAUGCAAAUGUAUGUUAUCUCGGGCAGAAAAGAGUUUAUUGAAUG
This is a messenger RNA of Prosopis cineraria, 1448 nucleotides long. Its product is annotated as protein tesmin/TSO1-like CXC 5. The record is from RefSeq and is a predicted model, not a curated record. NCBI's taxonomy places the organism in Eukaryota, Viridiplantae, Streptophyta, Magnoliopsida, Fabales, Fabaceae. The coding region runs from base 1 to 726 and encodes 241 amino acids. The transcript is spliced from 7 exons. Gene Ontology annotation, cellular component: nucleus. Gene Ontology annotation, biological process: regulation of DNA-templated transcription.